GGAGAUCAGCUGCCAGGGCGCUGGCUGAGAGACGCGCGGGUCGUGGCUGGUCGCGCACCCCAGCUUCUAGCGCACAGAAUUUACUUUGUACUUGCGUUGGGCGGGGGUACCCAGGACGGAGUUAUCCGAGCGGGAGAGGGUCUGCUCCGGGUGAGCCCGAGCCGCGAAGUCUGCUCCGGGUGAGCCCAGAAAUGCGAUGGCCCAGGAGCGGACACUGAGGACAGGACCGAGCCGUUCACUAAAUAUGCACAGACAUAGUCCUCUGACAAGUUGGGAACAAAGGGAAAAAAAACAACCACUUAAGAAUCAUGGAUCCAGUUUACUUGCCAUUCAGAAUUGACUAAAGUUUGGAUAAGAUGAAAAUGGUUCUUUUUGAUAUUUGAUUAAGUGUCAAGCCAAGGUACUGGAUUCUCCUAGAUAAAAAGUGUCUAGCAGUGAAAGUGGCGUAAUCUGCAUUAACAUCCCACAGCGUGAAGACAUGACAGUUAAGGAACACACACGGACUUGUGGCACGAGGAAAUGUGUGCACAGAAAAAGGAAAUCUGUAAUUCUUUAAAAACUGAAAGACAUUCUUCCUCACCAAAAUGGGUACAUUCUGCUCAGUUGUCAAGUUUGAAAAUCUCCAAGAAUUAAAGAGACUUUGUCACUGGGGUCCCAUUAUAGCCCUUGGUGUUAUAGCAAUAUGUUCUACCAUGGCCAUGAUUGACUCUGUGUUGUGGUAUUGGCCCUUACAUACCACUGGAGGAAGCGUGAAUUUCAUCAUGUUGAUUAACUGGACUGUCAUGAUUCUUUAUAAUUACUUCAAUGCCAUGUUUGUUGGUCCUGGCUUCGUCCCUCUGGGGUGGAAACCGGAAAAUUCUCAGGAUAGUGUGUACCUCCAAUAUUGUAAAGUCUGCCAAGCAUACAAGGCACCACGGUCACAUCACUGCAGAAAGUGUAACAGAUGUGUGAUGAAGAUGGACCAUCACUGCCCUUGGAUCAACAACUGCUGCGGCUAUCAGAAUCAUGCUUCCUUCACGCUGUUCCUCCUUUUAGCACCACUGGGCUGUAUUCACGCUGCCUUUAUUUUUGUUAUGACAAUGUAUACGCAGCUUUAUAAUCGGCUCUCCUUUGGGUGGAACACGGUCAAGAUUGAUAUGAGUGCAGCCCGGAGAGACCCUCUUCCGAUUAUUCCUUUUGGAUUAGCUGCAUUUGCUGCCACCUUGUUUGCCUUGGGAUUAGCUUUAGGAACAACCAUAGCUGUUGGGAUGUUGUUUUUUAUCCAGAUGAAAAUAAUUCUCAGAAACAAAACUUCUAUUGAAUCAUGGAUUGAAGAGAAGGCUAAAGAUCGAAUUCAGUAUUAUCAACUAGAUGAAGUCUUUGUUUUUCCUUAUGAUAUGGGAAGUAGAUGGAAGAACUUCAAACAAGUAUUCACAUGGUCAGGGGUCCCUGAAGGAGAUGGACUGGAUUGGCCAAUAAGAGAAGGCUGUCACCCGUACAGCUUAACAAUAGAACAGUUGAAACAAAAAGCAGAUAAAAGAGUCAGAAGUGUCCGGUAUAAAGUGAUAGAAGAUUAUAGUGGUACCUGCUGUCCUUUGAAUAGAGGAAUCAAAACAUUCUUCACGAGCCCCUGCACUGAAGAGCCUCGGAUAAGGCUACAGAAAGGGGAGUUCAUCUUAGCUACAAGAGGGUUACGAUACUGGUUGUAUGGAGACAAAAUUCUUGAUGAUUCCGUUUUAGAAGGUGUUUCAAGAAUAAGAGGAUGGUUCCCUAGAAACUGUGUAGAAAAGUGCCCCUGUGACGCCGAAACAGAUCAAGCCCCAGAGGGCGAGAAGAAAAAUAGAUAGCCGCUUUUGAAGUAAAAUUCCUCUCAGUCCGCUCCAUUACUUGAAAACUGUACAUAUUACUAAAGAAUUAUGCAAUGAGCCUACUCUGGUUAAGGUGUUCUUUUCCUCAAAGGUGCCCUAGUGCCAUGAUCUAAAUAUUUUUAUUACCACUUUGAAAUGGAGAAGCCAUUCUGCACAUGCCUUUGAAUCCCUGCACCUCUCUGCCACCUCUCCCCUCCCCAAAAGGAAACACACUUCACCCAAGUGAGUUGAUUGCAUUUUCUCUAGGAUUUUGUGUGCGCUGCACACGGUGGACCUGACCUGCAGAUAGAGCCCCCCCCCCCCCCCCCCAACCAGGAGCAUCUGCAUGCGAUGCUUUAUCCUCUGUCCCCCUCGGCCGAAUUUCUGAUAUUCUAGAUACUAUAGAAUUUAAUUUGUCAGAUUCAGUGUAAGCUCCGAUUUUAUUACCCGUCUUUUAAUAAUGAUAAUUUUGUCAAAUCAAAUAAAGAUCAAUGGCUGUUCUGUAUAAAUCAUA
Bubalus bubalis (water buffalo) is the source of this 2340-nucleotide messenger RNA. It is a transcript of the gene ZDHHC6, whose product is annotated as zinc finger DHHC-type palmitoyltransferase 6. NCBI's taxonomy places the organism in Eukaryota, Metazoa, Chordata, Mammalia, Artiodactyla, Bovidae. The record is from RefSeq and is a predicted model, not a curated record. Gene Ontology annotation, molecular function: protein binding; palmitoyltransferase activity. Gene Ontology annotation, cellular component: Golgi apparatus. The transcript is spliced from 12 exons. Gene Ontology annotation, biological process: protein palmitoylation. The coding region runs from base 585 to 1826 and encodes 413 amino acids.